UAUCCAGAACCAAAAUGUUUGCAAUGGUCACGUAUUGCAGUAGGACUCUUUAUAGUGACCGCUUAUCUGUGCUACUUGUCUUAUUUGGCUUGGGCUAUCGUUAAGGAUACGCCUGUUCUGAGGCUGUCUUUAGAGAAACUAGACUCGUUGCAAGUGCCAGAAAUCGAAAUUUGUGCUCCAACUAGUGCUCUGCUUAUAACAAAAUGUACGUUCAAUGGCUGGAAAGCAGUUAAUACUGAAGCAUUUGACAACUGUACACGUCCAACAGGAGAAAAAUUCAUCUACUUGACAAACUUUUCGGAUCCCACCCGACCUUGCUACCUCUUCUCAACCAAUAAAACGUACAAAUUCAGUGCAACGGAAUUAUAUCGAAUUGACAUUUACUACCAGAUAUUGAAUCUCACAGCAGCCCUCAAUAGUUCGAUAACAAUUCCUGUCCUCGCAUUGCAAGCGUUCAAUCCAGAUUUUAAUCCACUCUGGAGACCUGAGCAACUCCAAGACUCUAAUUAUAAAUACGAAGUUGACAUGAGGCUUCAAACCAAUGCCUUUGUCAGCCUGGCCGAAUGGAGUACUCAGAUGUCAUUCAAACAGUACGUUUUCCGAGAUAUCGAACCUCAUGAUUUUGGAGCAAUAUCAGGCUUUGCCCCGAAAUAUCGCAAUACUUCUACAAUAAUAACUAGUACGAAAUACUAUCCAUUAAAGCCAAAUGCUCCGGGAUUUGGUGAUGGCCAAAAUACCGGGAUAUUCUCUGUUCAAGCCGAUACAUACGUUCAACAAGUCCAGGAACAACAAAGGAGCAAAACAAUUCUCUCGGCCCUUGGUUUGGCUGGCGGUGCGUUUGGGGCAAUAUGCGGUCUAUAUAUGCUACUCUUCGGACAGCCAAGACUCAACCCAUGGGGUAUCAUGCACUAUCUUGUGCGCAGGCCCGCAGCAAUCCACGAUCCGCACAAAAUCCCCCUCGUCUCUCCUGUAUUGUCGUCUCAUCUUACCACAACCACCAAUCAACGUGUAUCGCAUUUAGAAGAACGGCUCCAAGAGUUGGAGGGUCUGUUACAGGAUUACUUCAUAGAUCCUUCAUAUCUGCGGAAUGUUAAGAAUAGGCUGGCGUCAUUUGAUAGCAAAGUUUCGCCAGAACGCGAAAGCAGAGGAUGGUGGGAGGAUAAGGGAACGUAA
This is a messenger RNA of Paraglomus brasilianum, 1173 nucleotides long. The record is from the annotation of a GenBank genome assembly. NCBI's taxonomy places the organism in Eukaryota, Fungi, Glomeromycota, Glomeromycetes, Paraglomerales, Paraglomeraceae.